GAUAUAAAAAAGUCUUACCACAAGUUAGCAUUACAGCAUCACCCAGAUAAGGAUCCGUCAGCUGACGCCUCAGAGCGUUUUCAGAAGGUUAGUUUCGCCUAUGCUGUACUCUCAGAUGAAGGCAAGAGAAGCAAGUAUGACAAGACGGGCAGAACGUCUGACUUGGGUAUUGAGAUAAACGAGGAUUUCACAUGGGAUGAUUACUUUAAUGAGCAGUUUGAACGUGUUACUUGGGAAGCAUUAGCGGAAGACAGGAAGAGGUAUCAAGGCUCAGAGGAUGAACUCAAUGAUUUAAAACGCGCUUAUGAAGAAUGCGACGGAGAUCUUGAUCAGAUAUUCAGUCAAAUUCCACACUCCAGCAUCCUUGACGAU
Molecule: messenger RNA, 372 nt
Organism: Wallemia mellicola CBS 633.66
Lineage: Eukaryota; Fungi; Basidiomycota; Wallemiomycetes; Wallemiales; Wallemiaceae
Product: DnaJ-domain-containing protein
Exons: 2
Cellular component (GO): nucleus; cytoplasm
Molecular function (GO): heat shock protein binding
Source: RefSeq, a predicted model, not a curated record